Messenger RNA from Epithele typhae, 3018 nucleotides. RefSeq names its product muts domain V-domain-containing protein. The coding region runs from base 1 to 3018 and encodes 1005 amino acids. The transcript is spliced from 19 exons. Gene Ontology annotation, biological process: mitotic recombination; mismatch repair. Gene Ontology annotation, molecular function: ATP-dependent DNA damage sensor activity; mismatched DNA binding; ATP binding. Lineage: Eukaryota; Fungi; Basidiomycota; Agaricomycetes; Polyporales; Epitheliaceae. Gene Ontology annotation, cellular component: nucleus. The record is from RefSeq and is a predicted model, not a curated record.
AUGUCCGACUCUCACCACUUCAGUAUGUCGCAGCGCAGCACGCAGUCGUCCAUCUCUGCGUACUUCUCGCAGCAGCCCUCCGCCUCGCCGUCCAAGCUAUCCAAGACCUCGCGGGCAGCCCCAAUAGACCUCACGCUCGACUCAGACGAGGACACGAGCGCGCCCCCUGCAAAGCGACAAAAGACCUCGGGCGGGUCCUUUGACCGGAAGGCGUCCUCGUCACGUCCCCGCCAGGUUGCGACGCCCCCGCCUAAGCGGACGGGCCAGGCGGAGCAGUGGCGCUUCGACCCCGCCUCUCCCACAAAAGAGCGGUCUGCCGUGCCGGAUGGCACGCCCUCGUCGGACGUGGAGGAGGGCGGGGAACAAGAGGAUGCAGAUGGGGACGGAGAGGCGGAGGCGGACCGCAAGUUCGGGAAAGACAGCGACCAAGAAGAGUGUUGGGCUCAAAGUGCUGCGAAGACCAAGAGCCAAAAGGCGGAGGAACUAGGACCGAGCGGCAAACCGUGGACCCCGUUCGAGCUGCAGGUCCGAGAGUUGAAGGCAAAACACCCGGGCACUGUCUUGAUGAUCCAGUCAGGGUACAAGAUGCUGUUCUUCGAAGAAGACGCUAAGAUUGCUUCGAAGGAGCUGGGCAUGGUUUGCUUCCCCAAGCGCAACCUGCUAACGUCCAUGAUCCAAUCCACCGAUGCGACGGCUACAAGGUUGGCGUCGUGGAACAACGGAGACGGCAGCGCUCAAGAAGGCGGCGACAGCCGCAACGAGCUCUUCGCGCGCGAGGUCACCCGCCUCUAUACCGCUGCAACUUUCGUGGACAAUUUGAGCACUUUAGAUGAACUAGACCCGAACAACGCCCCUCCGCUCAUGUGUCUACUUGAAGAACCCCAAGGCGGGAUGGGCACGGACGAGCGGUUUGAGGAUAACCACAUGCGGACCGAGCUAGAAACACGGAUGGUUCACACCAAGCCAUACGAGCUCCUUUUGCCGACCAAGGGAUUGAGCCCUGCGACGGAGAAAAUGAUAAAACAUUUCACCGAACAUUCGCACAUGGAACAUCGUAUUCGAAUAGAACGUUUUCGGAAGCAGAUGGCUUACAGCGACGCGUUCGCCCUUCUGUCGAAGUUCUACACCGAGAAGCACGCCGACGCGUCGGAGAGCUUCAAGAAGGGCGAUCUUAUGGCUGCUGUCGCUGCGUUCUCGAAACUCGUGGUGAUCGCGCUCGGACAGUCGCUCAAAUACCUCAAGACGUUCAACGUCGCGGACGCACUGCGCGAAACACGGUUCUUCGCCAAAUUCACGGAACGGACGCACAUGCUCCUGAACGCCAACACCCUCACGAACCUAGAGAUCUACCGGAACGACACCGACUACACCACGACCGGCUCGCUCAUGUGGAUCCUGGACCGCACGUCGACCCGCUUCGGGGCGCGCCUGCUGCGAAGCUGGGUCGGGAAGCCUCUCGUCGACCCGAACGCGCUCCGGGAGCGCACAGAUGCCGUCGACGAGAUCCUCGCGAACCGCUCCCCGAAGCUCACCCAGCUCCGGGAGGUCCUCCGGCGCCUACCCGAUCUCGCCCGCGGCCUGUGCCGCAUCCAGUACGGGAAGUGCACCCCGCAGGAGCUCGCGACGCUCCUCAAGGCGUUCCGCCGGGUCGCAAGCGCGUUCGCCCCGGCCACCCGAGCCAGCCGCCGCCGCGGAGCCCACGGGCCGAAAGCGAGCCUGCUCGUGCGCGCAUUGGAGGCGCUGCCGCGGCUCAAGGGGCCCGUCGAGGAGCUGUGUGCGGCGGUCAGGUUUGACGCGGCCGCGGAGGGGAAGGAGGACCAGAUGUGGACGGACCCGGACAGGUAUCCGGACCUGGAUGAGGAGACUACGUGGAUACAAGUCGCCGAGUCGGAACUCAAGGACGAGCUGAGUGGUAUCCGCAAGGUGCUCAAGAAGCCUGCGUUGCAGUACACCACCUGGAUGACCGAGGAGUACGUGAUCGAGGUCCGGAAGGACGCGAAGCACGACAUCCCCCCAGACUGGACGCUGCUCUCGAGCACCAAGUACGUCCGCCGGUACCACACCCCCAACGUGCGCGUGAAGCUCCAAGAGCGCGCGCAGCACAAGGAGGCGCUCGCGCUCGCGGCCCGCCGCGCCUUCCGCGCCUUCCUCGCGGAGAUCGCGGACGAGCACUACGCCCUCCUCCGCGACGCGGCGAACCAGCUCGCGGUCGUCGACUGCCUCUUCAGCCUCGCGCAGGUCGCCGCGCAGGAGGGCUACUGCCGCCCGACGUUCGUCGAGCCGGAGGACGCGGACGUGCUCGAGAUCGUCAACGGCCGGCACCCGAUGGUCGAGGCGGUGCGCGCGGACCCGUUCGUGCCCAACUCGGUGCGCAUGGGCGCGGGCCACGCGCGGCACCUCAUCGUCACGGGCCCGAACAUGGGCGGGAAGAGCUCCGUCGUGCGCAUGGCUGCGCUGUGCGCGAUCAUGGCGCAGGUCGGGUCGUACGUCCCCGCGGACUCGAUGCGGCUGAGCCUGCUCGACGGCGUGCUGACCCGGAUGGGAGCGUCCGACGAGCUGUCCCGUGGGCGGUCGACGUUCAUGGUCGAGAUGCAGGAGACGAGCGACAUCCUCCGGAUCGCGAGCCCACGAACGCUCGUCGUCCUCGACGAGCUCGGCCGCGGCACGUCCACGUUCGAUGGGAUGGCGAUCGCCGGCGCGGUGCUCCAGCACCUCGUCCAGACCGCCAAGUGCAAGACACUCUUCAUCACGCACUACCCCCAGGUCGCGACGGACCUCGCGCGCGCGUUCCCCGCCGCGGUCGGCAACGUGCACAUGGGCUUCACGGAGACGGCGCGGCUGAACGGCACCCGGGACGUCACCUUCCUCUACCGGCUCACCCCGGGGCUCGUCCGGGAGUCGUUCGGCGUCGAGUGCGCGCGGCUCGCGGGGCUCCCGGAGGGCGUGCUCGCGGUCGCGGCGGACAAGGCGGCGGGGAUGAAGGCGGUCGUCGAGGAGCGCAUACGGCGCACGAAGUGA